Alternaria viburni is the source of this 2262-nucleotide messenger RNA. RefSeq lists its product as uncharacterized. Gene Ontology annotation, cellular component: nucleus. NCBI's taxonomy places the organism in Eukaryota, Fungi, Ascomycota, Dothideomycetes, Pleosporales, Pleosporaceae. The coding region runs from base 1 to 2262 and encodes 753 amino acids. The record is from RefSeq and is a predicted model, not a curated record. Gene Ontology annotation, molecular function: zinc ion binding; protein binding; histone methyltransferase activity. The transcript has 5 exons.
AUGCGGCAGGCCUCUGGUCCAGACAUACCCGAACUUGACAUUCGUACCGUGCCCACGCCAGAGAUGAACCGCAUUGCACAUCGGUCUAGUGUCGACAAAGCACUUAUGUAUAUCCGCAAUGAGUAUGUCCGGAGACUGGCGAAAGUACCAGGCAAACCUAUUCACUUAUUCAACGUGGUUGACAAGGCCACUCCAUCACUGCGCUUCCGGUACAUUUCUGAGUACGUUCUGGAUGAGCAGCAAGGCGUCUACCGCGCGUCAGUAGAAACACAGCAAGGAUGCCAGCAGUGUUCACCCCACAUGGGCCGUGAUAUCGGAUGCGAAUACACAAAGAGGUGUGACUGUCUGGAAUACGCUGCUGUGGACGAAAGCCGCCUUGAUGAAGAGACCAAGCGAGAGUACCAACUUGCGCUCGAAAACGGAGAUUCGACAAUGGGGUUUCCCAAGAAAUUCCCUUACUUCGCCGAGGGCACCAAACGAGAGAAAACCGGCUGUCUCGUACCUUUCUAUCUUAACUCCCGUCGUCCAAUCUACGAGUGCAACGAUAGGUGCAAAUGCGGCCCCAAGUGCCGCAAUAAGAACGUUCAGUUCGGGCGACAAGUUGAAGUUGAGAUAUUCCGAGCGAACGACGGGCGUGGCUGGGGUCUCCGGUGCAAACAAGAUCUCCACGAAGGCCAAUUCAUCGAUACCUACCGCGGCGAAGUAAUAACAGAUGCCGAAGCCACGCGCCGCGAAACCUCGUCGUCAAAAGCAAAAGCGUCCUACCUCUACUCUCUCGACAAGUUCGCUGAGUCAGAAGGCCUCAAAGAAGAAGAUCUCUACGUUGUGGAUGGCGAGUUCAUGGGCGGACCAACGAAGUUCAUCAACCACUCGUGUGACCCGAAUUGCCGGCAGUACACUGUCUCCUACAAUAAGCACGACCCGAGAGUUUAUGACAUCGCGUUCUUUGCACGAAGAUUCAUUCCUAAGGGCGAGGAACUGACGUUUGACUACCUUGAUAAGGAAGAGGGGGAGGAGAUGGAUGAGCCGGACCGCGAGGAUACGCCUGAUCCGCCGGUGGUGGAUUACCUUGACCGACUCCGAGAUGACCUGUUGGAACGACUCCGUUGGGACGUUUUCGGCUCGUUGAACGACAUCCAAGUCAAAGAUCCUGGAAAUGCUCUCACGCCCUUCAUGGGCGCCAGCAUCGCCUCAGAGUCCUUGGCAAGUCCCCCGUUCACCAAAAUCUCGGUCUACAUCGACGUCUGCGAGGAGAAACGCAACAUGGACGAGCAAGAGGAGGAAGACCGAUACGCUGCCCCAGAGCCGCUGAUCAUCGACAAGGAGGAUGGCUCUUUCAUAUCCUUACAUGAUUUUGUCUCGCAAGUCCACUCAUACCUUAAUGUCAAUAAGGAAGAGAUUAUGCAGUGCGAAGACGAACUGUACGUGAACCCGGUGGACUUGGGCGACGGUGUCAAAGCGGUGGAAGUCGUCCCUGAUGAUGAUGACAGGGACUGGGCAGAUGGAUCUGGAGAAGACCACGAGUUCAGUCAUUUCCUUCGAAGCGGCAACAUCCCAGAAGGGAGUCGAGUCUUUUUCGAUAGGGCUAUGAUCAACCAAAUCGAUCAAGACGAAUAUAGUAUUCACGUGUUCAUACCAUACACCGUGAGGUACCUGAAGGCUCAGCCCACCCAUCUGGAACUUGACCCUGAUGAUGCAUCUGGUCUUCACGCGACCGGCCCCGCGGCACCUGACAGUGUGGUUGCGGUACACGGCUACGUACCCGAGAUCGCAUUCGCUGACAAGUGGGUUAUACUUUGCGCCGUGAUCACCGUUUUUGCGCUGCCACAAAAGCUACGGCUUAUUCCCAACACAACAAACGAGGGAAAGACACAAGACGAAGAAGGCAUACCAUACGUCCAACUCAACGACGAAUACGACACAACCCUACGGUUAUCAUGGACAAACGAUCCAAAGAAACUGUACUUGUCUGCGUGUUUCAACCCGAAGCGGGAGGCGAAUGUUGCAAAAGACUACAACAUUGAGGGUCUCUGUCCAGUGGUCAAAGAAACCAAAGGCGAUGAAUUCAUACUACGGGACAACGACGGCCGGUAUUAUCUUUGGGACGCAUGGGUUGGUGAGUUGAUGAAGUUCCGGGACUGGUGGAUCGAAGGCUUUACGACAAAAGAAGAGCUAGUGGAGAAUCUCGUGUGCAACAUGACAGAAGCGCAAGCGGACGUGGAAUUCAUCGAGCGGAAGCGUAGAGACAGUGUGGUAGACUAG